AUGGCGCACUGUUACUCCAUUGGGAGUUCAAAGCUAUUUUGUGCUUUGUUCAUCCAUGUAGCCAUUGUUUCAUGCAGUGAUCCUUUUGAUGGGCACAAUGACACCGUUCCCCGGGGGGAUGAAGGCCCUAAUGAAUUCUACGUAUUUGCUCUAGAGCGGUUCCUGGGAAAUCUUGCAAAGGGGGCACUUUCAGGCGCAGUGAACAGCUUGGCAAGUACUCUGCAGAUUCCCGGAGCGGGAGUUCUCGGCGCGGGAAUUCCCGGUGCGGGAGUCUUGAAUGGAAUGCCGGGCGGGGUCAUGCAAGACCAGGCGCAGCCCGCAGCUGACUCUGCCCCAGAGGCGCAGCCAGUGGACCUUGAUGCAAUCAGCAUUAACUCAUGUCUCUCCUCAGAUGCUGUCUGCGGCGACUUCAUCUCACGUCCGAAAGGUAGCGAUAUCCCAAAAAAACUUCUAAAACAAGAGCCUCUUUACACCGCCCCAGUCAUCAUCCUUCUGCCCCCUGAACCGACACCCACGGAGAAGCUGGAGUUCGCAAGGGCGGUUGCAUGCCUUGGGAAGAUGAACUCUCCCGAAAUGAGGCAAGCAAGAAGCGCGGAGCUGGCGGAGAUGGCGACUAUCAAGGGCCACACGAUCGCCGAAUUGCAGGCGGAAAUCGCCGAGGCGCAAGAGGAACUAACAAAAGCGAAAUCUGACAGGAGGCGAGUGCAGCAAGAGUUGCGGCAGGUAGCAUCAAAUGCAGUGGAGGGUGGCGCGUCUCAGGCUGAUGUCCUUUUCCUCAAACGAGACACGCAGCUGGCAGACGAGAAGAUUACUAUCUAUCUUGAUAAGUUGCAGCGACUCGAGAUAAAGUUGGCCAGGGCACAAGAGAAAGAAGAGAAGGGGGAAGGCCAAGCCCUUGCUGAGGAAGAGCGAGAAGAAGAACGUGAAGAAGAAGAGGGUGAUGAUUUUGAGGAUGAAGCGUCAGAAGAAUCCAAAGGAAAGUCGGGGAGAUCGGUAGGCUCGCAUAUUCCAAGACUGAGCACUGGGGCAAACGAAUUGCAUACCUUGAACUGA
This is a messenger RNA of Cyclospora cayetanensis, 1053 nucleotides long. RefSeq lists its product as uncharacterized. Lineage: Eukaryota; Apicomplexa; Conoidasida; Eucoccidiorida; Eimeriidae. The record is from RefSeq and is a predicted model, not a curated record. The transcript has 7 exons. Bases 1 to 1053 code for a protein of 350 amino acids.